Messenger RNA from Exophiala oligosperma, 2165 nucleotides. RefSeq lists its product as uncharacterized. Gene Ontology annotation, molecular function: RNA binding. Gene Ontology annotation, cellular component: 90S preribosome; nucleolus; preribosome, small subunit precursor. NCBI's taxonomy places the organism in Eukaryota, Fungi, Ascomycota, Eurotiomycetes, Chaetothyriales, Herpotrichiellaceae. The transcript has a single exon. Bases 48 to 2165 code for a protein of 705 amino acids. Gene Ontology annotation, biological process: ribosomal small subunit export from nucleus; endonucleolytic cleavage in ITS1 to separate SSU-rRNA from 5.8S rRNA and LSU-rRNA from tricistronic rRNA transcript (SSU-rRNA, 5.8S rRNA, LSU-rRNA); endonucleolytic cleavage to generate mature 5'-end of SSU-rRNA from (SSU-rRNA, 5.8S rRNA, LSU-rRNA). The record is from RefSeq and is a predicted model, not a curated record.
GUUGAUAACCUUCUCUCCCCCCAACACAUUCAGCACAACUACACAAAAUGCCUCGCGAAAACAAAAAGCGUGGUCGUCGCGAAGAGGCCAAAAACAAACGAAAAUACGAAGAAGGCGAUUCACAGAAUUCAAAACGGUUCAAAGCCACCGAACAAUAUGGGGAUGAACAAGUCGACCACUUCGAUGUCAGAGGGAAUGCUGGUGACGAGUUCAUAAGUUUUGGGGCUCCUCAUGAUCACGGACACCAAGAGUUGCUAGAAGAGGAUCAGUUUCAUGGCCUUCUCGACCCCGAAGAACAGGAAUACUACUCGAAUGUAAAUAGCAAAAUCGUCGCGAAUGACUUCGAGUCGGACGAAGACCGCGCAACUUUCAUCGAGGCGGUGUAUCGAGAAACAGACGGCAAAGAACUCAAGGUCGCCUCUAGCCAGUCUUGUUCGAGAUACCUGGAGAAAAUCAUCAUGCUGUCAACAUCCGAGCAGCAGCGAAGACUUUUUAACAAAUUCCUCGGCAAUCUCACGUAUCUUGUCCGCCACCGAUUCGGAAGCCACUGUUGUGAGACUCUUUUCUUGGAAACGGCAAAGCGACUUGGCGAGCAUCAGCGGGAAAGUGAUGACGAUUCAGACUUACCUACGAUCGAGCAAUUACUCUUACAGGCCGCAGAAGAGUUCAGGCCCAAUCUUGGAUUUCUUCUGACGGAAAAAUUUGCUUCUCACACCCUUCGAGUGCUAUUUUUAGUUUUGUCAGGGGAGCCGUUGGACGACGAAUCCACCAAGACGAUUCUUGCCAGCAAGAAGAAGGAAAAACUGGAAGCGCCGGUGCCGAAGGCGUCUGCAGACGGCAAUACUAGCUCCAAACGGCGGGUACCCAAGUCUUUCAGCAAGGAGCUCGCAAAAUCCAUCGAGGGCUCGGUCUCUUCAAUUGACACUACAUAUCUCAGAGCACUAGCGACGCAUCCUACUGGAAACCCGGUGUUGCAACUGCUGUUGAGACUGGAACUCACCUUGUACGGGAAACAGCAUCAGUCAGAGAAGAUGUCAGUGUUCAAGAAAUUGUUACCUGACGAAGAUCUGGAAGAGGAGUCUGAGAGCGCAAAGUUCAUCUCCGGGCUACUAUACGACCCAGUCGGUUCUCACCUGGUGGAAAUUCUGGUCCUGCACGUACCCGGAAAGACCUUCAAGAAACUCUACAAGAACGUUCUGAAGUCGCGACUUAACAGCAUGGUCAAGAACGAGACGGCAAGCUAUGUCGCGAUCAAGGUUUUGGAACGACUAGGCAAGGAUGACCUACAGGAGGCGAAGCAGAUGAUCUUGACCGAGUUACCCACCUUGAUAAUGCGACGAAGAUUAGGCAUCAUCAAGGUUCUAGUAGAACGAUGUACAGUGCGCCACGUCGAUCUGAAAGACGUCGCUGAGAUCAUUGAAUCCGGAUUGGAAGGUGACAAGACAACAUUCCUGCCGAGACUACUGGGGUUGGACAGGUCGAAGGAUUCAACUGGAGCGGAAGCCGACGUUGGACGAAAGCCAGCCACCCCGGCACAAAAGGCAGACGUACACGCCUCGCUACUCGCUCAGGCAAUGUUACAAAACCCAUCCGCACGACAACCCAUCCACGACAGUCUACUGGCACUCGACGCUUCAUUUCUGGCCCAGAUGUGCAAGGACCCAGCUGCCUCGCGACUCAUCCAGGCUGCACUUGCCCCCAGCGAUGCAAACGCUCAAUUCCGCCGACAGUUCAUCCCUCGCUUCUUUGGUCACAUUGUCGACGUCGCUCAGAGUCUCAGUGGCUCGUACGUAGUAGACGCCCUCUGGUCGGCAACUGACGGGUUGUUCUUCCUCAAGGAGAAAAUCGCCAAGGAACUCGCAGAUGACGCCAGCCAGCUGAGAGAGUCGACGGUCGGCAAGAACGUUUGGAGAAACUGGGCCAUGGACAUGUAUUCGAGACGGCCUGGCGAAUGGCGGGCUUUGGCAAAGGGACAGACCAAGACCGAUGGAUGUGAAGCCGAUGGUGGAUCCAAGGAAGAAAGGAACGGACAACAACAGCAGCAGAAGCAGAAAAAGUCAGGACUCGAGCUCGCGCGGGAAAGGUAUGCACAGAAACAGAUGCACGGAGCAAAGCAAAAGACUCCUGCGACGUCUGCGAAUGCCAUUGUGCGGACGAAUGCGUAG